Rhodotorula toruloides NP11 is the source of this 324-nucleotide messenger RNA. Its product is annotated as protein of unknown function DUF2763. The record is from RefSeq and is a predicted model, not a curated record. The transcript is spliced from 3 exons. Bases 1 to 324 code for a protein of 107 amino acids. Lineage: Eukaryota; Fungi; Basidiomycota; Microbotryomycetes; Sporidiobolales; Sporidiobolaceae.
AUGCCCUACGUCGACUCGCACGGGCGGGUGCACGCGACCCCUCCACUGCUCUCGCGGAUGUUCCUCGCUCUCCGCAACCUCUGGCUCGCGCUGUGCUUGUUCGUAGCGACUCUGCUGAACCCCACCGCGACGCACGCCGACCGCCCAUCUUCAUCACUUGCGGAGCGAGACCGGCGAAGACGGGACGAAGGGGCGAGUAGAGGCGGUGGCGGUGGGUCGGGAAGGACGACUGGAGCGCGGAUAGGGGGGUUAGGAGGCGGUCCGAUGGUGAACGUCAAUACAGGCGGAGGAUGUUGCGGAGGACUAGGGGGAGUGCAGAUGUAG